Messenger RNA from Varanus komodoensis (Komodo dragon), 929 nucleotides. RefSeq names its product Kv channel-interacting protein 1-like. Gene Ontology annotation, cellular component: voltage-gated potassium channel complex. NCBI's taxonomy places the organism in Eukaryota, Metazoa, Chordata, Lepidosauria, Squamata, Varanidae. Gene Ontology annotation, biological process: regulation of potassium ion transmembrane transport. The transcript is spliced from 8 exons. The record is from RefSeq and is a predicted model, not a curated record. The coding region runs from base 1 to 819 and encodes 272 amino acids. Gene Ontology annotation, molecular function: transmembrane transporter binding; calcium ion binding; potassium channel regulator activity.
AUGCACUUAGCGAGCAGCAGGAAGAAAAGCUUCAAACAGCUGAAUUUUCCCUUGCUUUCAAUUCCUGCCUGUCGUUUGCUAGCACACUCGAGGCUACUAUCUCUGAGCUAUCUUAAAAGGAUGUGGAGCAAAGGAGAGUCUGAAGGGCUCCAGACUUUAGGAAUUGUGGUGGUGAUUUGUUCCUCUCUGAAACUUUUGCACUACCUUGGGCUAAUUGACUUGUCAGAUGACAAAAUUGAAGAUGAAUUGGAAAUGACCACAGUAUGUUAUCGGCCUGAAGGACUGGAACAACUUGAGGCACAAACCAAUUUCACAAAGAAGGAACUCCAAGUGCUUUACAGAGGAUUCAAAAAUGAAUGUCCCAGUGGAGCUGUUAAUGAAGAAACAUUCAAACAGAUCUAUGCACAGUUCUUCCCACACGGGGAUGCUAGUAUGUACGCUCACUAUCUCUUUAACGCAUUUGAUACAGCACAGAAUGGAUCCGUGAAGUUUGAGGAUUUUGUGACAGCGUUAUCCAUUCUGUUGAGAGGGACCGUUCAUGAAAAGCUACGAUGGACGUUUAAUCUGUAUGACAUAAACAAGGAUGGCUACAUAAACAAGGAGGAAAUGAUGGAUAUAGUAAAGGCAAUUUAUGACAUGAUGGGCAAAUAUACCUACCCAGUGCUGAAAGAAGAUGCACCAAGGCAGCAUGUAGAAGUAUUUUUCCAGAAGAUGGAUAAAAAUAAAGAUGGUGUCGUAACUUUGGAGGAGUUUAUUGAGUCAUGUCAGGAGGAUGACAAUAUCAUGAGAUCCUUACAGCUUUUUGAAAAUGUCAUGUAACAGCGCCUGAAGAGCAACAUAGGAAUGUGAGACUUUAUAUGUAAUAAGACCCUGAAGAAAAUGAGUCAAGAUUUUUCUCUCCAGCACCCUUUUUGAUGAAAGCUUUUUAC